AGAUGAGUUGUCAUUUAUUUGACUUAUAAAUAAUCAUUUUCCGUUACAUACGUAUGGUAUUUAAUGUCAUAGCGACGUACUACGCAAGACAGACCAAUAUUGUCUCACGUGGAUAUGUCAUUUCUUAUCUUUACAAGUACCUGAGUGUAAUAACAUCAUGGCGAGUAUCAUCGAGGAAAUAUCUCAAUCCAUGAAUAACAGAGGAUAUGCAGCUCCAAAGACAUCGAUAUCCUACGAGGAGAUAGCAACGAAACUUCUCAACGAGAAGCUUUUCUUGACGGCUUUGGAACUGCAUGCUGAAUUAUGCGAAGCUGGCAAGGAGCUGCCCGUCCUUAAGGAAUUCUUCUCAAAUCCAAACAAUUUCGAGAGCUCCAAUAUCAAACCAGAGCCAUAUACUUCAAUGCCCAGAUCUUCUAGUCAGGCUACUUUGGAUUCGUUGGAUAUGACUCGAUAUUCAGAGGAUGGAGCUGGCGUCGACGAAAGAGUAGCUAUUCUUGAAUUUGAAUUACGCAAAGCCAAAGAAAAUAUUUCUGCUCUGCGUGCUAAUUUGACUGUAGUAACAGAAUUGGAGGGUACGUUGAAAACCCCAGACAAGAACUCUGAAAAAAAUUUGGUUACUGAACUGCCCAUAAAACCGCAUGAACAACGAGCACUGAAUUUUCUUAUCAAUGAAUAUCUGUUGGCAAGAUCAUACAAACUCACCUCGAUCACAUUCAGCGAUGAAUGCGAAGAACAGGAUUUCGAGGACUGGCAAGAUGUGGGGUUAAAUAUUCCCAAACCUACGGAAUUGUUGCAGAUAUAUCGAGAAUACAUGAGAGCCAACGGAUAUGACAAACUUCCAUCUAUAAGCGUUGCUGUGCAAACGGACUUUGUUAUCGAAGAUGUUGAGGAACAGAAGGAUGAAUCUUUGGAAAUGGCUGAACAGAUUGAAAGGUUACAGCAGCAAAUUGCAGUGUUGGAGCAAGAGAAAAACGCUCUCCAGGAAGUUAUUUCAUCAAAUAAGGAAAUUGUUAUAGAAAAUCCGGUAAAGUCAGGUAGCUGUGGAACUAUCCGUACCAUUAAUUCCAACUCUACAACUCCUGAUAAGUUUGAACUACUUGAACCAUUACCAAGAGAUAUGUCAACCACUACUCAGGAACCAGAGGAAGACGAUAGCGUUUCUGCAAUAGUUAGUCUGGAUGAAACAGAUCCAGGAGACAAAGAGUGGACCAGACUGCAGUUGCCUAGAGUAAAUAUUACAGAGAAAUCCUCUGCCCUACCAACUGCAUCCUCCAGAAAUUUGCCGAGCAAAUUCAAGUUGGAAAUAGUGACACACUGCAUGGCGAAUGUUUCGGGAUCAUUAAUAUCCUCGAUGGGAGAAUCAUUAAAGCAUGGAAUCACCCGAGAUACAUUAGUUGACAUUUUAGCAUAUACUCUGCCACGUGUAGUACCCAACAUUAUCCUUAAUAGACGCGAAGAAAUUAUUCCUCUGAUCCUUAGUGCAAUUCAUCUCCAUUCCAAUUCCAGCGAGAGGGAUAAGUUAUUACAAAUGCUAUUCAACUUAAAGAAAAGACCGCAGGAGGAUGAGCGACAAAUGAUAUUAGCCGGUUUAAUUGUCAUGGCAAAGCUCGCAGAAGAGUCACUGGAAACGGAAGAAAUUCUAACAAUUUGUUGGGAACAAAGUCAGCACAAGUAUCCAGAGAGAAGAUUAUUAGCUGUCGAAUGUUGCUCUGUGUUGGCAUCCAACACAUCAGUUUCUAUCAGAAAUUCACUGAUGCUGUCAAUGUUGCAACAAAUGUUAUUGGAGGACAAAGAUCCUGUCGUACGAACUAGUGUAGUGAAAAGCCUCGCGCUACUCAUAGCUUUGAUGGAUGAUCCUGAUAAAUACUUCCAAUGCGAGGAAUUGGUGUUGACAGCACUCCACGACACGUCGUCGAUGGUUGUCGAGACAGCAUCGUCGAUAUUAUUACCGGUUUUGGCACAGUGGGCAUUAUCCCUGAGAAGGCUGCAUUUAAACCUAUUACCACGCAUAAUCUCGAAAGUUAAGAAUCAGUUAAAGCCGAUUCACUCCCAGACUUCGCCAAACAAAAAAGACUAUGUCGACAAAGAGAAAUUGACGCCAUCGAUCAGUAUUUUGCAGUGCAUCUUACCUUAUACAGUCUUGUGCGUUGCCAAUACUGAUGCGGUGCGAGCCUGCAUCAAAGAUGAUACGUCAUCAGACUUGUCCGAGGAAUUUCUGGCGUUGUGUCACUCCAAUAUCAUCGAUCCGAGAAUAUUCUACGAGGAUUCCAUCGACGUGGGUGUCCUUCUCAAUACCUUCUUUUCCAACUCUUGGGAGAACGCAUCUUGGCCGGAAUUAGAAUGGUUUUCGAACAAAUUAGUAGUUGAAGUUUUGGAUAUGGUGAAAUCUGUGGAUGCAGCUCAAGAAAACGUUCUAAAAGCCCUUCUCACGUACAUUUAUUCAUUGUGUGUGAGUUUUGGAAAAUACAUUACACCAUCUAGGAUACAAGCAGUAUUUUCUUUGGAAGUAUUAGAACUUGAGAAGAAAUUGACAGCAUUAUCAGUAGACAAGAAGAAUAUGAGCCUUCCAUUGAUCCCAAGUUACUUAGUGAUUCUAAGUACUUCCGAUUUCACGGAGCUCGCAAACUAUUUCAAACAAUUCCUCGUAGUUUUAUCUAUGAGCGGCACUAGUAUAUCUUGGUUGCAAAUCGCAGCUAAUAUUUUAUGCGGUCGUGAACAGACACAAGAAUACGUGCUUUCUAGUCUAUGGGAUGGUGUAAUGCAUCAGAGAUCCUCUGUAAGAUGUGCAACAGCAACAUUAUUCGGUUCCAUUAUAGCGCACAUUUCAGACCAACUAGCAAACGCCAAGAUCGUACCAGCCAUUGUAACACUCGCCAGCGAUCCUGAAGUUGAUGUGCGUUGCGCUGCAAUCUCUACGCUAGGCCGUAUAAUAACGGAAUGCAAGGUGAGAGAGGCACGUGAUAAAGGACGUUUAACAUUGGAGACAAUCGCGAAGGAUCCUCAAGAACUCUCUCAAACUUUGGCAACAUCAUUAGUAUCCACGUUUGCAGUCAUCGCUCCUACUUGUCCGCAGAAUUAUAUAGAAAACAUAAUAGCAAUGCACUUAUCGACGAUUGCAUCGUUCGCGCUUCAGCAGAGCCAUAAGAUUGAAUUGAUAAAUGCGUUGGUAGAAGCAUACUCUGUGCUGGUUUACUGUCCGUUAAGUAGUCAAUGCGUUUCCGGAGUAGUACUACCGGGGUUAAGGCAUCUUGAGACAUUAGUAAAUCAACGUCUACCUCAGCAAAGAGAUGCAGUGCGUUCUCUACUCAGAGAAGCGGAGUCCAAGCAAGAUCUAUCAAAGCCGAUAGACAGGACACCCUCGAGUUCCGGACUUUCCCUGUCGAUGGCGACGGUGAAUGUCGGUCAAGGUGUCGAGGACAUGCGUCAGAGGAUGAGCAAGAUUUUUCAACAUAAAACCGGAUCACCUAGCAUACCGAAUAUUUUCCGCAAGAAAUAAACUACUCUUUGUCUUAUGGCGAAAUCAUGACAGAAUCGAGUGUCACGUCGGUGAAAGGCUCGCAAGAGCAAUCAAUAAGGUUGUUAUUAGACAUAAAUGUAUAAUGUUGUUUUAACGAAUGUUAACUUAUUUUUUUAUUGCGCUAGCUUUGUAAGUGGACAUGUAAAUUAUUUUGUUUAAAUAUUAACACGAUCUAAGGAACUCGGAGAUGAAGAAUAUGAACGUUUUUCAUGUUUGAUAAAA
Acromyrmex echinatior (Panamanian leafcutter ant) is the source of this 3739-nucleotide messenger RNA. Its product is annotated as RAB11-binding protein RELCH homolog. The record is from RefSeq and is a predicted model, not a curated record. Lineage: Eukaryota; Metazoa; Arthropoda; Insecta; Hymenoptera; Formicidae. Gene Ontology annotation, molecular function: protein binding. Gene Ontology annotation, biological process: intracellular cholesterol transport. Gene Ontology annotation, cellular component: trans-Golgi network; recycling endosome.